Molecule: messenger RNA, 1137 nt
Organism: Parathielavia appendiculata
Lineage: Eukaryota; Fungi; Ascomycota; Sordariomycetes; Sordariales; Chaetomiaceae
Exons: 5
Coding region: 361-1137 (258 amino acids)
Source: RefSeq, a predicted model, not a curated record
CUUCCCUACACAGCAAGGUAUCAAGCCUAGCCACACGACACCCGGGCCCAACUUGCAGGUAGUGCCGCUCUUUACGGUGUUAGGGACUGUUUGCCCGUCUCGUCCCAGGAACUACCUCUCUCAGGGUGAGCGCCGAGCGAAUUAUGGGCCCCUCAUCGAGCCGAUUAUACCCACUCUGCGGCUCAUACCUAAGUUCAUGAAACAGCAGACGGACGGUACCACAAGCUCAUUCAAAUCGUCAAAGGAAUAUUGAACACUUCCCACUUUAUCCCAAGUAACCUGACUGGGAACAUCCCAAACAUGCCUGCCUAAACCCCACCUCCAAACAUAAGCCCAAGCCUCGUAAACCUGCGGUCUCCGAUGGCGAUAACCCGUCUCGUCUCCUCUGACACGCUCCUCACCGAGAUGGUCAGGCGCUUCCCCGCCCGUCCAUUCUCUAUCGUCCAGUGCGACUCCAAGGUCCGCCUCCCAGAAGCCCGUGGUGCGAUACCGGCUGUCGGGCUUCACCCACUUCCACGCGGGGUACCGGACCUGAAGGACUGCUGCGCCAUUGUCAUCAUCAUCAUCAUCAUCAGCCCCAUCGUUGCUAGAUCUAUGAGCCGGUCAUCGGGGUCGCCUGCCACGAAGAAGGUGCCGAGGGACGUGGAGUCCUUGGCUGCAGAAAGAGUGCUCGGGAAGAGGAAGGCUGUGGUUAUUAUUGACGAAAACGCUGCGCUCGUCUGCGCCUUGAACGGCCGUUGCGAGUGUCUCGUGACGCCCCAAGCUGGAAAGAAGGUGGCCAGGCUGUUAAACUUGGGCCGGCCAAACGAAGGCUUUGUGCUGUACCGGGUUGUGGUCCGCCAUGAUCAACAUCAAUCCGAUAAUCAAAAUCUCAGGCAGCGACCUGUGACCGAAUACAUUGGUGCCGGUAGGGGGCAGGAGAGAAUGCUGUCCAGCAAGUCGAAUCAGCCCUUCGUCGUCUGCUGGGCGUCUUCUGGCAGGCCUGGCGAGGGAUUUGAGAAGUUUGCGAGCUGGGCAUGUCCGUUGGUUCACAUCGGCCAAGAGGUGCGGUGGCACACGGUAUCUAUCUACCAGCACCGAUUUCCCCCACUCUGCAGUCGUCUUAGUUUCAAGCCAGAUUGGGAGCUGUUUGUCUGA